Messenger RNA from Aspergillus oryzae RIB40, 1161 nucleotides. RefSeq names its product P1 family peptidase. NCBI's taxonomy places the organism in Eukaryota, Fungi, Ascomycota, Eurotiomycetes, Eurotiales, Aspergillaceae. The record is from RefSeq and is a predicted model, not a curated record. Gene Ontology annotation, molecular function: aminopeptidase activity. Bases 1 to 1161 code for a protein of 386 amino acids. The transcript has a single exon.
AUGCGCGUCCAGCUAUCCCCCGAGCAAGUACCGCGGCGAAUGCGCAUCCGCGAACUUCUUCCCGACCUCGACCUGGGAGCCUACCCCCCAGGUCCGCUAAAUUCCAUCACCGACGUGCCUGGCGUGCACGUUCACACCCAAGAGAUAUUCGGUGCCCAAGGCGCCAUCAAUACCGGCGUGACCUGCAUCGUUCCCCGCCCGAACUGGUCCACCAAUGCUUGUUACGCCGGGGUCUUCCGUUUUAACGGCUCGGGAGAGCUAACGGGCGCACAUCUGAUAGAAGAGACGGGGCUUCUCUGCUCCCCUAUUGUUCUCACUGGAACAUUUAAUAUUGGGGCCGCCCACCAAGGGAUCUAUCAGUAUGCCGUCAAACACCUGGGGACUAACAAGGAUGGUCAGUUGGAGUGGCUUAUGUUGCCGGUCGUGGGUGAGACGUUCGAUGGGUAUUUGCAUGACUGUACAUCGUUCGCUGUGGCUCCUGCGCACAUCGUGCACGGUCUGGAGAGUGUGGUGGCUGGGGAGCCAGUUCGAGAGGGUAAUGUGGGCGGUGGCGUGGGCAUGGUUUGCCAUGGACUGAAAGGGGGUACCGGGAGCAGCAGUCGCCAGGUUCUCGGAACCUACACGGUCGCAGCGUUGGUCCAGGCUAAUUACGGGCAAUUAAGAGAUCUCCGCAUUGCAGGGGUCCCUGUUGGGAAAAUACUAACUGAAGACGCUGCGAGCGACCCCUCAAGACAGGGGAUGUAUGAGGAGGUCGCACAGGCAAAGGCCGAGAAGGACGGCAGUAUAAUCGUUGUACUGGCCACAGAUGCGCCGCUUCAUCCCGCUCAGUUGCAGCGUGUUGCCAAGCGGGCAACCGUUGGUCUUGCUCGCGUUGGUGGCCAAGGACAUAACCUGUCCGGGGAUAUCUUCCUAGCUUUCUCUACUGGGAACGAGAUACCUGUCAACCAGCACAAGAGACCUGCGUCAGUAGCACGAACUAUUGACGUGCUGGAUGAUUCUGCUCUCAAUACCUUGUUCGAAGCGACCGCCGAUGCGGUUGAAGAGGCGAUAUACAACGCACUUUGUAUGGCGGAGAGCCUUCAAGGUUUUCAAGGGCAUACAAUCGAGGCACUUCCUCUUGCCCGUCUGAAGGAGAUCAUGAGGCAAUACCAACGGGUGUAG